Messenger RNA from Drosophila miranda, 366 nucleotides. Its product is annotated as probable cytochrome P450 12a4, mitochondrial. The record is from RefSeq and is a predicted model, not a curated record. The coding region runs from base 1 to 366 and encodes 121 amino acids. Gene Ontology annotation, molecular function: oxidoreductase activity, acting on paired donors, with incorporation or reduction of molecular oxygen; monooxygenase activity; iron ion binding. NCBI's taxonomy places the organism in Eukaryota, Metazoa, Arthropoda, Insecta, Diptera, Drosophilidae. The transcript has a single exon.
AUGUUCAUGAACAAGGACCUUGCGGAGUUGAUAAUGGCCAUGCGCGAAGACUAUGGCAGCAUUCAUGUUGUGCCAGGCAUCAUGGGAGGACCUCCCAUGUUGAGUACACACAAUCCCAAGGACUUCGAGGUAGUAUUCCGGCACGAGGGCACGUGGCCAAAUCGGCCUGGCGCCGACGCUCUUUUGUACCAUCGGCAGACGCACAGAAAGGAUUUCUUUCAGGGCGUCGAGGGCGUCGCACCCACCCAAGGAAAGGCGCGGGGCGACUUUCGAUCGGCUGUAAAUCCAGUCCUCAUGCAGCCCAAGAACGCGAGGCUUUACUACAAGAAAAUGUCCCAGGUCAAUCAGGAAUUUGCGCAGCGGUAG